Lodderomyces theae is the source of this 2229-nucleotide messenger RNA. RefSeq names its product Mdm10p (gene MDM10). Gene Ontology annotation, biological process: protein insertion into mitochondrial outer membrane; mitochondrial outer membrane translocase complex assembly; phospholipid transport. Bases 1 to 2229 code for a protein of 742 amino acids. Gene Ontology annotation, cellular component: ERMES complex; SAM complex. The transcript has 2 exons. NCBI's taxonomy places the organism in Eukaryota, Fungi, Ascomycota, Pichiomycetes, Serinales, Debaryomycetaceae. The record is from RefSeq and is a predicted model, not a curated record.
AUGGAAUACCUACAGAAGUGCUUUUACAAAACCACCAAUUGGAAUGAGGAUAACAUAUUUUCCAAUGUCACAGCAACCUCCGACGCUCUACUCAAUUUCCCCAUACCCAAUGGCUUGAAGUUGGACUCUUCAUCAAAGUCAACUGACUACCUGGCUUCCUCGUUUACGCUAUCAAAUUUCCGCCAAAUAAAUGGCUCCCUAGCCUAUUUGUACUCUCUGACUCCAUUGAUCAACACAAUGGGUACAAAGGAUAUAUCUUUGCAAGAUGCAAUAGCAGGAUUCAGAAUAAUAGAACCCACAAUGAUGCCAAAUUAUGCACAAGAUGAGACAGAUUUGACCAACACCCCCAAUAAAAAACCCAUGCUACUAUACGGGCGUAUGUACUUCCCUGGUUCAGCGUUGGAGGCCAUGAUUAUCAAAAGACUUAGCGAAAACACCCAGUUUUUGAUCAAAUGUGUAAGCCAUCCACAAUUGGAGAAAAAUGGAACUGUCAUUGUUUAUUUGCAAAAUAAUACUGCAAAGUACCUGAGAGAGCUCAUUUACUCAACCAAUGAAUCCUUGAUUGGAGUGAGGUGCCUAUACAACUGGGGCACCGCGAUAUCCAAAUCCAUCAAUCCGCAUCUAGUACCAAAGUUUGAAAAUUCAGUGGUCUCGCUAGGGACAGAGUUGUGGUUUGCAGCGAGAUCUAUGAGUCCUGGGCUUUCCACCGCAUUAAGAUAUUCGACAAGAUCAACAUCCACUGGGAAACCACUUACAAUGACGUUGGCAGUUAAUCCAAUUUUGGGCCAUGUGUCUCUGACAUACACAGUGAAGACAUCGGUUGCGUCCACAUUUUGCUCCAAAUAUGACUUCAACUUCUUCUCCUAUGCUAGCAAUUUAUCCCUUGGGUUCGAGUUGUACAGCUACGCACAGAGAAAAACCCCAACCCCACCUGCCAUUUUGAAUACUGUUGAAGAAGAAGAUUCAACAUCUCAUUUAAGACAUAACAUGGAUGGUAGCCGACGGAUAAGAAAAGGCUCAUACAAUCUGCGCAACAGGGCGCAUUUCGACACGCACACAAGGGACUAUCACACUCAUGAACCACUUCAACACAAAACCACAAGCAGUACGCCUACCCACAAUAGUGUAGUGGUGACUACAGCAUUCCAGAACUUGGUGAAUGAGAGUGAUUUUUCGAGCGUUUUGAAGGUGUCUACAAGCUUACGAGACAACAGCGUCAGAUUGUUGUGGGAAGGUCGGUUGAGAGAUUUUUUGAUCAGUGCUGGAACUAGAGUAUCAUGGAACCCAGUAACAAAUACCCCCGAAGUGAAUAAGCUAGGUAUCACGUUAUCAUCAAACUAUGGUUUGAAAACCGCAUUACCUUCAAAGAUUGGGAAGUCACAUAUUUCAUUCAACGAUGUGGACAACUACAAAGGCAUGCCUGAUGUCGAGAAAAACUCCGGACACCAUUAUACUCAGUUGAUGUUUCAAGAGUUGGGAAUGCCAUUGAGAACCCACUUCACAUCUCAAAACCCAUUAUUCCCACACCCUUCUAACAAGAGCAGCAAAACACAAAGAGAAGGAAGCUUGACCAAUCUUUUGAAUUUGAAUACCAGAGCAAACACAGAGUCAGUGGUAAAGGUUCUCAAUAAUAAUCCAAAAUUGUAUCAAAAUUUUAGACAUUAUGUUGCAAAAAACCACCCAAAGGUUUUGCUCACCACCACUCCCCAGUCUGAGAUUAUAGCGUUGGUAAAAGACUUUUUAAGGAAUUCACAACAAGUUUCAAAGAAAGAAAAUACCGUGCACGAUAGAUCGAGAGACAACACUUACAAUAUUCAAGGUACAGGUGGGUUUUCCUACAAUCAAAGAGGACGACUUCAAAAUACUCCCAACGGUAUCAGAAAUAACACAGUUACAACUGGUAGAAUUGUGGGAACGAAAGAAGCCGCAAUCGGAGGAUUCGUUGCCAAUGUAAUUGAUCGUUCUAUUGCCUUGCAAACCAAUUACGCUAAAAACUACCCUGGAAAACAACCCAGACAAUUCACCAUGCCUUUCAAGAUUAACGAGGCCGAAUUAUCCGAGGAUGGUUCUGUACGAUUAUUUGCUGAGGGUAUCAAGACUGGGAAAUGGUCUGAUGCUGAUGAGAGAUAUCCUACAUCUGGUUCUUCAUUUGCCAACUCAUCGGAAAGAGUUAAAGCCGACGACGAAAGCUUGGAAAGUUUGCUCAAUUUGAUCCUUCCUUCCAAGUAA